UCUGAGCAAUAGAAUUGUUCUUGUUUUGAAAUUCCCCCAGGGCAGGGAGACACAGCUGUGAGCUGCAUGUUAUUUCCUUACAAGGUGGCCCGGCCCUGAAUGGGUUAAGGCCAGGAAUCUGCCUCUUUCCUUAGUAGGAGGUGUGAUGUCAGGUUUGGGGGAGGAGAGCUUCCUACACCUGUGUCAAUAGGUAACUCACUUGCUCUAUGUGCUGUAGCAGAAACAGGAGGUGGUAGCAACUGCGAAGAGGAGAUUUACAACGGUCUAGGAGAGGCCAAUUCAGAUUCCAUGAAGUGAUUGGAUGUUACCGUUGUUCUCACAUUCCCACUGAUUCAUUGAAAAGAUGUUCAAGCCGAGCGCACCUCCACCACCUUACUAUGACAAUGGCGGGUACCAGGCAGAGCACUGCAAUAACUACCACAACCGGGUUCCCUACAAUGUGUAUGAAACUGUCCCUCCUCCCCCACAAUAUGUGUCGCCGGUGCCGCACUACAUUCCGCAGGUCUCCCCUCAUCAAUCUGUGCCAGCAAACCAGCCUGUGAAAUCUGGGACCUGGUGCUCUGCAAGCAGGAAAACGAUUAUAUGUAUAGCCACCACCAUCUGUGUUCUGGCAGCGGUGACGAUUAUUGUGGCAGUGCUGUGCUGGUAUUUUGUCAGCGGGCGAUGUGAGAUGACGUGUGGUACGUCGGGAAGCUGUGUGCAGGCCUCCCAGUGGUGCGAUGGCACAAUCAACUGCCCCAACGGAGACGAUGAGGCCUACUGUGUACGACUAUAUGGGCCUAAUUUUAUACUGCAAGCCUAUUCUCCAACCAAGUCCUCAUGGCAAACUGUGUGUUUCGAUGACUGGAACAGCAUUUACGGAAGUAUGACCUGUGAAGCCAUGGGAUACAAGACGUCCAGUUAUAAUAAUUUCGAACUACUAGAUGUCUCAUCCGGCAUGACCGGAUUUUCCAGUGUGAACACCAGUCUCUCAUUUGUCAAGUUGUAUACUAGCCUCAGGAGCAGAGAUUACUGUCCGUCUAGAAAGGUGAUCUCACUCAAAUGCAUAGACUGCGGCAAAUCGUCCAAGAACACGGAAAGCAGAAUUGUAGGUGGGUCCCAAGCUCAGAGCGGAGACUGGCCCUGGCAAGUGAGUCUCCAGAUCAGGCAGAAGCAUGUAUGCGGCGGAUCCAUCAUUACCCCAGACUGGAUACUUACCGCAGCUCACUGUGUGGAGGGAAGCAAUGCGUACGCCGGUCAGUGGAAUGUCAAUGUUGGAUCGAUUGAUAAGGCCAGUGGUUCCAUGUAUUAUGUGGAUAGAGUCAUUUCGCACCCAAACUACGACACGGAGACAAAGAAUAACGAUAUCGCACUUAUGAAGCUAAAACAAAGUAUAAAAUUUAACUCAAGGACCGUAAAGCCUGUGUGCUUGCCCAACGCUGGGAUGACGUGGACAGAAACGCAGUCAUGCUGGAUCUCAGGCUGGGGAUAUACAUAUCAAGGAGGAUCAUCAUCCCCGUACCUGAGGGCAGCUAAUGUCCCUUUGAUCGACUCUGCAACCUGCAAUAAACAGAACGUUUACAACGGGGCCAUCACUUCCACCAUGCUAUGUGCCGGCUUCCUGUCCGGAGGCGUUGAUGCCUGUCAGGGUGACAGUGGAGGCCCACUGGUCACAAAGACAAACUCUUUGUGGUGGCUUGUUGGUGACACGAGCUGGGGAACUGGUUGUGCCAAUAUCAAUAAGCCCGGAGUCUAUGGGAAUGUGACAGUGUUCUUGGAGUGGAUCUAUAAACAGAUGCAGACCUAUAGAUGAUGAAGUAAUCCAGUGUUAUACAAUGAGGACCUGAAACAUUUCCAUUGGAGGAGAACACUGGACCUUUUAUCAGUGACUGUAACUUCUGUAGCGCACUUUACUUACGUUAUACGGGUACUUUAGAAGUAAUCGCUCAUCUGGCCUGAUUUACAGGUUGCAGCUUUUGUAUUUCAUAGGCACAGUCUAACCGCUGAUAUCAGAAUAACGUUGUGUUCUUUUACCACAAGCGGUAAAGCAAUAGGGCCAUCUAGUGGACUGCCUAUAUAUUUUUCUAAAUGAUACUAAGGUUUCUUUUAUCAAUGUCAUUGAUUAUAAGGAUAGUGAUUGGACGAUUAAUCAUCAAUGGUGCCAUCAGUGCUUAGCAUCGAUGGCAUGAAAUUAUUGACGCAAAGCCAUGGAUUUCUUCACCCAAUGGAGGACAUCCCUGCUUGUGCUACACAUGGAUGACUGGCCAAUGUGAAGGAGGUGGGGUUUAGCCAUGCUUAGGAGGGUGAGGCUCAGCUGAUGACCCUCCCUAAUUGAUUAAUUGUAAAUAGUUGUAAAAUACUGUCAAAUUUACUGUUUUUGUUCCAUAUGCCAUUUGUAAAAAAAAAAAGUUUUUACAGUAUGUGUUUUCAUCAUGUGACUUGAAUCAGAAUGUCUGUAUGCAAAAGUUUGACAAUUUACAAGUCUUUGUAUUAACGAAGGACAUAUUUAAAAUUUUUCAUCCAUAUACGCCUUUUGGCCCAGGCCAUUCUGAGGCUUUGCAACUGGCGCUGCCUCCUGGCUUGAGUGCAAAGCUGAGGUGCCGGUACAGUCACUGCCUCGGUGGUUCCUGUCUUUGUCUUGUGGGGUGCUUUGAGGGACUCCUGCCUGUCUGCUCUGUGCCUCCUCUUAUGCUGCAGGUCAGGGAUGAAGGUCAGGGGCUGUCCGUCACUGCUUUGGAUGGCCACUGUAUGUGGCUGAAGAAGGAGUUGUGGCAGAGCGAGGGUCAGUGCUGGAUUAAAACAAGGUGCCCCCACGCAAAGCUAUAUCACCAGCGUUAGGGCACUGUGACAUGUGAACUUGACACGACAGUAUGUUUAACACAUGUGGGACUAUGUACACAUUACACUUUUUAAUAACAUCGCCAACACGCCAUCGACAAUUUUAUUGAUAGGGGUCCCCAUAAGUUCAUUGCCCAGGGGUCCCCACAAACCUUGAUCCAGCCCUGGCUGCCCCGUAGGUUAUGGAGCGUUAUCAUUACCUUGCGCAAUGAAGCACUACUCUCUCCCUUAUCCCUGCACCAAAAUCCUCUAUCACCUCUCGGAUAGCUGAGCUUGGCUCUACACAAAGCAGAGCUUUGUUAUAUGUAAUGACUAACCUACUACAUACGGGCCCUCAUUCAGGGGUGGUCGGUCCUGCGUCCCAUGCCGCAAAAUACAGAUGUUUGUUACUUUGCACAUGCACGGGACUUGGCAACAGACUGUCAGUGAUUGAGAGUCUGAUGACGUUUGGGGUUGGGAGGGGGCAAUUACAUUUUUUGGGGAGGACAGAGGCUAGGAUCUCUGUCAUUGGAUGGAGAUUUCCAGACCUCUUACAAGCAUCUGUUAUGGGUGGCUUGCUCAACCCCUAUGGUGUCGCAGUGAUCCUAGGGCACAGUUCGGAUUACUGCUGCAGCAGAAGGUGUCUGCAUGUAAUAGAUGCUUCCUGCUAUCAUUGCUGCUUCCAAGGAAGUGAGAGCAACGUCAACGAAUGCCCUUAUUUAUCAAUGAGUGAUAAAUUUCACUGUGAGUGAUAAAAUUCACCAGCCAAUCAGCUCCUAGCUUCCAUGUCACAGGCUGGGUUUGAAAAACGACAGGAGCGGAUUGGCUGGUGCAAUUUAUCACUCACAGUGAAAUUUAUCACUCAUUGAUAAAUAAGAGCAUACAUUUAGCCCCACAGCGUCAUAUUGCUCCAAAAGCAGAGCACUGGGGUACAGUGUACAUUACUAUCUAAAGCCCUGCGGUCAAAUGAAUGAAGAUACUGUAGGUAUUUAAAUGUAAUAUUUGGAAAUUUACUAUGGAACGUUUUACGUUUGUGCAAAACUAAAAGCAAUGAAGAGAUGUGGCAGCUGGGAGAUACUGUAUGUAAAUGGUGGUUGCUACAGUGCACUGAAAGAACAGAAUGCCAUUCCGAUCGGGUCAGAUUAUAUCAGAAAUGGCACAGCAAAGUGAUGAGCGUUCCUGGGCGCUGACUGGGAGGUGGCCUGAAGCGAACGCAAAAAAAGUCCAUCUUGGGGGCUUGUUAUGGAAGUGUUGUGGGCGUGUCUCUGCAAACGUGCACAGAUGCUGCCACAGCGGCCAUGUUUAAAUGGAGAAACUAUACCUGUCUGUGUCGAUGGAGCGCCAAUUGUGGUGUGUAUAGAACCGCCGACACUGUUACGCCGCACACAUGAUGCGACGGCCGACAUUGAACCUCCGAUAUAGUCAAUAUAGACCCUGCCUGCACACACUAUUUAUCCUUGUGACGCCGAUCCCGCGGGACCACGCAUCGGCAUCGUAAGGUGUUUCCACGCGGUGCGAUAUGCACUAUGUUUUCUAUAGAUAUGGACUAUAUAGUUCAGUGAUGGCUAACCUUGACACUCCACCUGUUGUUGAACUACACAUCCCAGUAUGCCCAGUUUUAGCAUGGCCAAAUAGCAAAACUGAUGCAGGGCAUGCUGGGAUGUGUAGUUCAACAACAGCUGGAGUGUCAAGGUAAGCCAUCACUGAUAUAGUCCAUAUUGGUAGAAAUAUCGCACCAUGGCCCUCAUUCCGAGUUGUUCGCUCGCUAGCCGCUUAUCGCAGCAGUGCACACGCUAAGCCGCCGCACCCUGGGAGUGUAUCUUAGCUUAGCAGAAUUGCGAACGAAAGAUUAGCAGAAUUGCGAAUAGACAUUUCUUAGCAGUUUCAGAGUAGCUCCAGACUUACUCUUCCAGUGCGAUCAGUUCAGUGCUUGUCGUUCCUGGUUUGACGUCACAAACACACCCAGCGUUCGCCCAGACACUCCCCCGUUUCUCCAGCCACUCCCGCGUUUUUCCCAGAAACGGCAACGUUUUUUCACACACACCCAUAAAACGGCCAGUUUCCGCCCAAAAACACCCACUUCCUGUCAAUCACACUCCGAUCACCAGAGCGACGAAAAAGCCUCGUAAUGCCGUGAGUAAAAUACCAAACUUCUUAGCAAAUUUACUUGACGCAGCCGCAGUGCGAACAUUGCGCAUGCGCAAUUAGCGGAAAAUCGCACCGAUGCGAAGGAAAAUAACGAGCGAACAACUCGGAAUGAGGGCCCAUGUGUAUGCCCCUUUAUUGCGUGCAGGGGCGCUGAAAGUGGGCGUCUCAGUGUUUGCACAUUUAGGCGCACACUAGUACACAAGGGAAAGGCUGAAAGUGGCGUUUACCUAUUAUAACACCCAUAACCCCGGCAACAGACGUUAGAGUGGAUGAAUCAGGGGGGGUGUAGUUAAUAUCCCAACAGUCAGAAUACCGACGCCAGGAUCCCGACUGGUGAGAAUGCCGCCAGCUGCGCCAGGGUUAUUCCCACUCAUGGGUGUCCACGACACCCAUAGAGUGGGAAUAGAAUCUGUGGCAAGCGCAACAAGCUCGCAGCAUGGCGAGCGCAGUAAGCCAGCAAGGGCCUUUCUAGCGCUCGCCCCGCUGCCGGCAUACUGACGGCCAGGAACCCGGUGUCGGUAUUCUGACCUCCGGGAUCCUGGCCGCUGGGAUUCCAUCCCCAAUCCAAAACAGGGAUAUGUCUAAAUUUUAUCGAAAAUGCUGUGAUUACUGUAUAAUGAGCAAACUGGAUCCGGUUCAUUUUAAAACCACCAAUUUUGGGGAGAAAUGUGGUAAAUCUAUUAAUGCAGGAACCUUUUUAAAUGUAAUAAAUAUUUGUCAUUUUUAAAAUGUGUGGAUGUUUAUGGCAAUUUGUGGGAUGAGAUAGGCGGCAUUUCAGCCAGCGGACUGACUGGGUGCUACGAUCUGGGGAGUAUAUCUGCAUACAAAGAAUUUUUCCCAGCGCAAAGAACCAGAAUAUGAAAAAAGAGAUUAUAAAUAAAUAGAAAAAUUAAAAAAAAUCUGUAAACACUUUAUUUCAAAAA
This is a messenger RNA of Pseudophryne corroboree (corroboree frog), 5867 nucleotides long. It is a transcript of the gene TMPRSS2, whose product is annotated as transmembrane serine protease 2. Lineage: Eukaryota; Metazoa; Chordata; Amphibia; Anura; Myobatrachidae. Gene Ontology annotation, biological process: protein autoprocessing. Gene Ontology annotation, cellular component: membrane. Gene Ontology annotation, molecular function: protein binding; serine-type endopeptidase activity. The record is from RefSeq and is a predicted model, not a curated record. The coding region runs from base 344 to 1792 and encodes 482 amino acids. The transcript has 14 exons.